Myotis lucifugus (little brown bat) is the source of this 1957-nucleotide messenger RNA. It is a transcript of the gene GCNA, whose product is annotated as germ cell nuclear acidic peptidase. Gene Ontology annotation, cellular component: nucleus. The transcript has 9 exons. The record is from RefSeq and is a predicted model, not a curated record. Lineage: Eukaryota; Metazoa; Chordata; Mammalia; Chiroptera; Vespertilionidae. The coding region runs from base 80 to 1501 and encodes 473 amino acids.
ACUCUGUAGUAAAGACUAAGUUGCUUCUAAUUUUCCUUCACUCCCCUAUUGUGCCUAAUUUCAUAAGCCUUUAAAACCAAUGUGCAUUUCAGAAACUAUGAUUUGGGGGGUUCUCUUCGUUGGAGACUUUUGGCAUUAUGAUGUUGGUAGUCUUCCUUUAAAACAACAUGUAUUUUAUUUCUCCAAUAGCAUUCUUAUUGUGGACUCAAGCAGUGAUGAAGAAUUUGAGCCCUGUGUGGCUGGAAUGAGCACACAGAAUAGGAACAUGGACUAUGUGGUGAUUGACUCGGAUUCUGAUGAUGAAUACUUCCCUGAGGAAGAUGGAAGUAAGGACGCCGAAAGUGGCAGAGAUGAGAUUCUGGAAGUGUUAUCUGAUACUGAUGACUUUAUGAUCCAGGAGUUUCCAAUAAUUAUCAGUGAUGAUGAUGAUAGUAAUGUGGAGGGCCCUGUGACAACAGAAGAGGAUGCAGCUGAUGAGGGCCAAAUGGCCUCAGUUGAAAAGGAGAUGGAGCAGUGUGCUCUCUCUCUCUGCAAUUCAUCUGAUGAUACUGGUGAAAAUCUCUGCCAACCACCAAAUGCUGCUGAGGUUGAAGUAGAGAUUUCAGAUAUAAAAAUGUCAACUGAUGGAGAGUUUGUACCUGUACCAAGGAAAAGGAAAUGUAAAACCAAAAAUAUAUGUGUGACACCUGCUGUUAGAGGACAAAAGCGGGUUCAGCCUUCAAAGAAGAAACGCAGAGCAGCGCGACCUAAGAAGUGUGAGCCUAGGAACACUAACUGCAAUAUACCUGGAUGUUUCUUGCGUAACAUUGAAAAGUUAAAGCAGUAUUCUGGAAGACAAUUCAAGAAAAAUAAGGAUGAACUGGUUCAGAAAUUGUACACUCUGAUAAACAGCACUGUCUUUGAGAACAAGCUGCCAGAGAGACUGGAUAUCUGCUGGAAUAAUAAGAUGCUGAGAACUGCUGGCUUGUGCAGCUCUGGCCUGUUUCAUUGCCCGAAGGAGCGUUACACUAAGAUUGAGAUUUCUCUGAAAGUCUGCGAUUCUGCAGACCGAAUCCGGGAUACUUUGAUACAUGAGCUAUGCCACGCAGCCUCCUGGCUGCUUAAUGGCAUCCAUGAUUCUCAUGGCCACGCAUGGAGAUAUUAUGCCAGAAAAUGUAAUAAGGUGCACCCAGAGCUGCCCUUAGUCACCCGUUUCCAUAACUACAAGAUUAACUACAAGAUUUAUUAUGAGUGUGCUCAAUGCAAAACCAGGGUUGGCCGCUACACCAGAUCGUUGGACGUUGUGCGCUUUGUCUGUGCUGAAUGCAAGGGACCUCUGGUCCUGCUGCCGUUAACUCGGAAAGAUGGGACCCCCAUAAAGCCCCAUGUGAGACCCUUUGCCAAAUAUGUGAAGCUGCAUUACAAAUUAGUUAGGGAGCAGACGGAAGGCAUCACCCAUGGGGAUGUGAUGAGAACGCUCAGCAAGGAUUACUUUAUCUGUAAAAAAAAGAACAAACUUUGAGGUUAUGUGAGAGGGUAUCUGUGUGAGCUGAGUCCUCUACUGUGAAGCAGUCUUAGAAAAAUAUCUUUAUUUCUAUGAAGUUAUGGUUAAUAGAAUUUAAAUCCUUUUACUAAAGCUUUUAUUGUUGAUAAUUAUUCUUUAACCAAAGAUUAUAUUACUCAGCACUUUGUGCCCUUGACAGUGCUCAGAAGCCCUUUGGGCCCACCUUAUGUCUUACUUACACUCCAGAGUUGUAACGUGUAGAAUGAAAUGCAAAAUCAAAAUACAUUUUUGAGAGUGGCCAGCAGAGAGAAUGUGAGUAAUGCUGGAAAGGGAACACAUUUUAAAGGCAGCAAGGACUGCUGGCAGAUGUAACCUGUAACACCUACCUAGAAAUAAAAAGCAUGUUUCAUGAAUUUAGUUUCUCUUGCCAAUUGUUCACAAAAUAAAAAUAAAUAAAAUGUUUUCUGCAAUUCA